Pantherophis guttatus is the source of this 4045-nucleotide messenger RNA. RefSeq names its product ankyrin repeat domain 34B (gene ANKRD34B). The record is from RefSeq and is a predicted model, not a curated record. NCBI's taxonomy places the organism in Eukaryota, Metazoa, Chordata, Lepidosauria, Squamata, Colubridae. Gene Ontology annotation, molecular function: protein binding.
CCCAGCCAUCAGAGUUGAUGAACUAAACGUAGCUUUUUCAAUCACCACAAUGAGAAGAAACCACGCGCUCACAUGAUUCAUGUGUGAGAAUCCAGCUACUAUUAAAGAUCUGAAAGAUCCCUUUCAGCUCUGAACGACCUCUUCCCUGAAUUAAGCGGGCCUGGGGGGUGGGAUUGCGCGCUUUCGCGCCCCCUCCACUGGUUGCUUUCUGGCGGGAAGCGCCCCUUCUUCCCUCAGUCGGCUUGUUCUGCGCGCAAAACGACAGUCGUCCGCUCGUCGGCGUCUGGCAGCACCAAUCUACCUAAAGUCGUCAUUCCUCGUAGAAGCGGCGGGCCGAGGAGGAGGCGAAAGUUGCUCCGGACCGUGUGACCGUCGGGAGGACCGUAAGCCAUCCACGCUCCUCUCAUCCUUCCUUCCUUCCUUUUCCUCCUCCUGCCCGGAGGAGAAGCCCAAAGAGCCCCAAGGCUAUAGAAAGGCAGCUGUCCGCUCUCCAAGCUCCCUAGACGGCCGCUUCUUCAAGCGGGUCACAUUUCAACUGCUCUAACCAUCACUUGAAAAAAAGGAUGGAAAAAGCCACAGAAUUUUCAUCAGAUGGCAACUCUUUGAUUAAAGCUGUUUAUCACAGAAGACUUCGCCUUACAAGAUUAUUGUUAGAAGGUGGAGCCUACAUUAAUGAAAGCAAUGACCAUGGUGAAACACCUUUAAUGGUUGCUUGUAAAACAAAGCACGUAGACCAUCAGAGUGCUAGCAAAUUCAAAAUAGUGAAAUACCUUUUGGAAAAUAAUGCAGAUCCAAACAUACAAGACAAAGCUGGAAAGACAGCUUUGAUGCACGCCUGCUUGCAAAAAGCUGGCCCUGAAGUGAUUUCUUUGCUCAUUAGAAGUGGAGCUGAUUUAAGUUUACAAGACCAUUCAGGAAACACAGUUCUUCUAUAUUCAGUGAAUUCGGAGGACAAGGAAACUCUAAAAAUUAUUCUAGAUGCUUGUAAAGCAAAGGGAAAAGAAGUUAUAAUCAUUACCAAAGACAGAUCUCCAUCUGGAAAGAAAAGAACUAGGCAGUUCUUAAAUGUACCUCCUCCUGAUGUUGAUGAAUGCCAGUUUUCAAGUUCUUGUACUUCUCCGUCAGAAGUAGAAGUUAAAACAACCUUGCCCCCUCCUACAGAUUCAAAUGACACAAACGAGUCUCUCUUUAAUUUCAAAGAACUGAGUCAUCCUGUAAGAAAGGAAGGUGCAUCUGAACAGCAUUCUCCUUCUAGAAAAAUACACACAGGUCCUCAAAUGCCAAACACCAAAAUUUACUCUGAACCUUGGAUGAAAACUUCCCCUUCACUCUUGAAUCAGAACCAAAUAUCUUGUUUACAAGAAGAGCUUCAUGAUAUAACUCCAGAAGAAGAGUUAUGUUUCAAAAUCAAUAAUCUAGCCCUGUCUAAGAGAUAUAUCACUAGGCAUCACAGCAUUGAUAUUAAGGAUACCCUUAAUUUCUUGAAAAGCUUUGAACAAACUGCCUCAAGAAAGAUGUCAUGUGAUGAAAUAAACUCUAAUUCACUUUUUGGUGAGACUGGUCGAAGUGAAAUCCCUUCAGAACAAAAUAUGGAUUUGACCCAUAUGAACUUCAUUUCCACCCUGAAAAGCAUUGUUCAAAGGAGAAACCUGGGUGCAAACCACUAUAGUUCUGAUUCACAGUUAACUAGCUUAGGCCCUGUUACAGAAGACAGCAAAUUACUUCUAGGGAAGAAAAAGCUUCUUUCACCAUCUCCAUCACUAUCUUCAAGUUCUAAAGAAUUGAUUGAAAAUAUGCCUCCAAGUUUCUUAAGCAGGAGAAAUCACGCUAUUCUAGAGAGACGGGGUUCAGAUCAUACUGCCCUGGCUAGACCUAACUUUCUCCCCCCCUUAAAUGUGAACUUUCAUUCCCCAAUCUCUGAUCUCUAUAAGAUAAAUAACAUAUCUUCCUGUGGACAAAAACCCCUAAUUCCAGCAGCACCAGCUUAUCCCAAAGACUUCAAGAACACAACUCUGUUGACAAGAAGACAGUCAUUACAAACAGAGCAGAUCAAGCAGCUGGUGAACUUUUAGCAAAUGAUAAACAAUGAUGAGAAACGUGUGUCUGUUCCCUCAAUUUUUUUUUCUUGUAUGAAAAUUAGCUGCUCAAGCAUCUCUGUUAACAAUUACAUCAGGCAUUCGUUUUUUCUAAAUUGAUGUUGAAAUGAAGCUGCAAAAAGAACCAAGUCCUGUUUGAUUGGGGAAAUAUAUGUCUAUAUAUAAAUGGAUCACACAUGUAAACCUUAAUGUUUAUUUAGCUUUAGUUUAGCAUGUUGUAUGAACCCAGCCCAUGGUAGCUUAUGAACAGUAUCUGUGACUUGGCAGCUUAUUUGAAUUCAUCUGCAGUGAGCUACGAAAUACCGCUGCCCUCAUCAUACAUUCCAUUAUAAACAUGAAAUAUUGGAUAUUCUUGCUUAGCAUAAGUAUUUUAACUACAAGUUGUUCAUAGAACACUUUUAACAUUAACAAAUGUUAUGCAAGUGUUUUUAUACAAUCUACUGCAUCCUUCUCCAGUGGAGCUUCCCAGACAUGUUAGUUAGACUAUCCAUCAGCUGCUCAUCCCCCUGUUGUCAUGUGACUGCAUUUUGGGCACUCAGCAGCUGACCCACAUUUAUGGCCAUUUGCAGUGGCCUUUAGUCACAUGAAUGCAAUUUAUGAUGUUUUUGCUGAAAAUCAAGUAUUUUCUUGUGAUUUUUAGCAGAAAUGCCCCAUAAUGAACAAUGGGUUCACUUAACAAUUGCCACAAAAAGGUUAUAAAAUAGAUCUGGUCAUGGUGACCCACUUUAUGUCUCACAAGUUAUCACCUAAUUAUGGCAGGGUCCAUUAUUAUAAGUCAAGGAUGACCUGUAUAAUAUAUUCACACGGGUAAUAGAAUAUCAUUAGGGAAAGAAAGAAAAGGAGAUCUCUAUGUGCAGAUAGAGAUAGCUUAGCUUUCACAUGUGUCACUUACAAAUUUAGAGAUACUAAAAAAAAACAAAGCCACUUCUCUAAAAAUUGUUGAGUAAUAUUGUGUUUAUUAGUCCCUUCUCUAACAAAGAUCUUGAUCAAAAUGCAUUAAGACUAAUCCAGACUUUUCAGUAGGACCAGUUUAGCCAUUAACUAUUGGGAAUAUUCAUAUAGUCUGAUUUUUUUCAGAUGGGUUAGGCUUCAGUUUCUGUAAUUAUCUAGCCAAUAAUCCAGUCUGAAAAUUAUGGAAGUUGAAGUCUACCACAUCCAAAGGUUGUUAGGAGCCCUAGUGAUGCAGUGGUUAGAAUGCAAUAUUGCAGGCCAACUCUAUCUACAGCCUGGAGUUCGAUCCUGGCUGUGGCUCAAGGUUGGCUGGCUCAAGGUUGAUCCAUCCUUCCGAGGUCGGUAAAAUUAAGACCCAGAUUGUUGGAUGCAAUAUGCUGACGUAAACUGCCCAAAGAGUGCUGUAAAGCACCACUGGGUGGUAUAUAAGUCUUAAGUGCUAUUGUCAAUUGCUAUAUUGGAUAUUUGGAUCUACAGUGUCGUUGCAUGGGAACGAUAGCUUUCACGUACAGUUAGGCCUUGCUGAAUUUGGCAGGUGCUCUUUUUAUGUUUCCGCUACGUGUUUUAAGCUCUUUAGACAUCUGUUAUGAAAAAUAACUUUGCUAUUUACUCUUGUUCUAUGGGAAUAAAAAGGAAAUAUGAACACUGUAAAUGUCAGAAUUAAACUUUGUGCUGGAACAAUUCCUGUGAAGAAAUGUCAGACCUCAGUGCUUAGCACUAACAGGUGCUUUAAAAUUGUUUUGAAGCUUUUAGUCUCUCAAUUUCUGAAAUAAGAUCAGGAUUUACAACAAUAAAAGUAUAUACCUAGAUUUAAACCAUGGAAUUAUUGAUGGUGUUUUGUUCUAAAGUUUUUGGUACACUCAAUACUAAAAUAGUAUUAAAAAGACUGCAAUUUUAUGCAAUUUUUACAGAUUCUUCUGAGUAUCAAGAUCUUCAUUUAGUCUUUGGGAUUAUGAGGUGGCUUCUUCUAAUCUGAAAAGGGAUUUUAUUAUGGUAUC